Fragaria vesca subsp. vesca is the source of this 3045-nucleotide messenger RNA. RefSeq names its product leucine-rich repeat receptor-like protein kinase PXL2-like. Lineage: Eukaryota; Viridiplantae; Streptophyta; Magnoliopsida; Rosales; Rosaceae. The coding region runs from base 7 to 3045 and encodes 1012 amino acids. The record is from RefSeq and is a predicted model, not a curated record. Gene Ontology annotation, biological process: protein phosphorylation. Gene Ontology annotation, molecular function: ATP binding; protein binding; protein kinase activity. The transcript is spliced from 2 exons.
CCGAGUAUGAAGAUUUUGCUCAUCUUCUUCUUGUUUUACUGUUCCAUUGGUUUUGCUUCCUAUGGUUCAGCUGCUGUGGCCAACAAUGAUGAAGCAUCUGCCUUGCUUUCACUAAAAGCAGGCCUGCUUGAUCCAUUGGGGAGUCUGAAGAAUUGGAAGGCUGAAUCUGAUCACUGUAAAUGGACUGGUGUGUGGUGCAACACUGAGGGUCAUGUAGAGAAGCUUGAUCUCUCCCACAUGAAUCUCAGUGGUUCAGUCUCAGGUGACGUCCAAUGGCUCAAGAGUCUCACUACUCUCAACCUGUGCUGCAGUACAUUCUCUUCAGCAUUGCCGAAAUCCAUGUCAAAUCUCACAGCACUGAAGAGCCUUGAUGUGAGUCAGAAUUCCUUUGUUGGUGAUUUUCCGGUGGGACUUGGAAAUGCGGAUGGCUUGUCAUAUCUGAAUGCUUCUAGCAACAACUUCUCGGGGAUUCUCCCCGAGGAUCUAGGCAAUGCCACAAUGCUGGAGACUCUGGAUCUUCGAGGGAGCUUCUUUGAAGGGGAGAUUCCCAAGUCCUUCAGGAAGUUGCAAAAGCUGAAGUUUCUUGGCCUCUCUGGAAAUAACCUCACAGGUCAAAUCCCAUCAGAGCUUGGGGAGCUGAUGUCAUUGGAGAGCAUCAUUCUGGGGUACAAUGAGUUCCAAGGUGGGAUUCCAUUGGAAUUUGGAAACCUCACCAACUUGAAGUAUCUUGAUUUGGCAGUUGGCAAUCUCAGUGGUGAGAUUCCAGCCGAGUUGGGAAAGCUGAAGCUGCUAGAGACAGUGUUCUUGUACAAGAACAACUUUGAAGGUAGAAUCCCUCCUCAGAUUGGCACCAUUCCUUCGUUGCAGUUGCUUGAUCUCUCCGAUAACAAGUUAUCAGGUGAAAUCCCAGCUGAGAUAGGUGAGCUGAAGAAUCUGCAGCUUCUGAAUCUCAUGUGCAAUAAGCUGUCAGGUUCAGUGCCACUGGGACUUGGAAACUUGACUCAGUUGGCGGUGCUUGAGCUGUGGAACAAUUCUUUAUCAGGGUCUUUACCAAGUGAUCUUGGUAAAAGUGCUCCAUUGGUGUGGUUGGAUGUAUCAUCCAAUUCAUUUACCGGUGAGAUUCCAGCGACAUUGUGCAACAAGGGCAAUCUUACCAAGCUCAUCCUCUUCAACAAUGCCUUCACAGGUCCAAUUCCAGUUGGCUUGUCAACCUGUGUUUCACUUGUUCGUGUCCGAAUGCAGAACAAUCUUCUUUCAGGGACAAUUCCAGUUGGUCUUGGCAAGCUUGGGAGGCUUCAAAGGUUAGAGUUGGCUAAUAACUAUCUCACUGGUGCACUACCAGAUGACAUUUCUUCUUCUACUUCAAUUUCUUUUAUUGAUCUCUCUCGAAACCGCCUACAUUAUUCUCUUCCUUCCACCAUUCUCUCUGCUCCAAGUUUGCAAACCUUCAUGGCCUCCAAUAACUUCUUAGUAGGAGAGAUUCCAGACCAGUUCCAGGAUUGUCCUUCGCUUUCUGUGCUUGAUCUCUCAUCAAACAGUUUCUCUGGAACCAUUCCAGCAAGCAUUGCUUCAUGUGAGAGAUUAGUGAAUUUGAAUCUUGCCAACAACCAGUUGACUGGUGAAAUCCCAAAGUCUAUUGCCAUGAUGCCCACAUUGUCCAUUUUGGACUUGUCUAACAACUCUCUCACUGGAGGUAUACCAGAAAAUUUCGGUAUCUCUCCAGCCUUGGAAACUCUCAAUGUCUCAUACAACAAGCUAGAGGGUGCUGUCCCAGCAAAUGGCGUGCUUCGAACAAUAAAUCCGAGUGACCUUGUAGGCAAUGCCGGUCUCUGUGGUAGUGUGCUGCCUCCUUGUGCUAGAAAUCCAGCAUUGGGAUCAAGGCAUAGGAGCUUGCAUACAAAGAAGAUUAUUGAAGGGUGGGUGAUUGGGAUUUCUUCAGCUUUAGCAGUCUGCACUGCACUUUUUGGUGCAAGGUUCGUAUACAAAAGAUGGUAUGCGAAUGGAAGCUGCUUCGAAGAUAGGUUCGAUGUGGGAAAUGGAGAGUGGCCAUGGAGGUUAAUGGCAUUCCAGAGGCUUGGGUUUACAACUGCUGACAUUCUGGCUUGUGUGAAGGAAUCAAAUGUGAUUGGAAUGGGAGCUACUGGCAUUGUCUACAAGGCUGAGAUAACAAGAUCAAACACAGUUGUUGCUGUUAAGAAGCUGUGGAGACCAGCAACAGAUGUUGAAACUGGUAGCAGUGGUGAUCUAGUAGGGGAAGUGAAUCUCUUGGGGAGGCUAAGGCAUCGAAACAUUGUUCGAUUACUAGGUUUUCUGAACAAUGACACCAAUUUGAUGAUAAUAUAUGAGUAUAUGAACAAUGGCAGCCUUGGAGAAGCCCUUCAUGGCAAGCAAGCUGCAAGGUUGCUUGUAGAUUGGGUUUCAAGGUAUAACAUAGCAGUCGGAGUUGCGCAAGGUCUCGCUUAUCUCCACCAUGAUUGUCACCCACCAGUCAUUCAUAGAGACAUCAAGUCCAACAACAUACUACUUGAUGCAAACCUUGAAGCUAGGAUUGCAGAUUUCGGGUUGGCAAGGAUGAUGGUCCGGAAAAAUGAGACAGUUUCCAUGGUGGCUGGUUCAUACGGCUACAUUGCCCCUGAAUAUGGAUACACAUUGAAGGUUGAUGAGAAGAUUGACAUCUACAGCUAUGGUGUGGUACUAUUGGAGCUUCUAACCGGAAAGAGGCCAUUAGACCCUGAGUUUGGAGAGUCAGUAGACAUUGUGGAAUGGAUUCGAAGGAAGAUUAGGGACAACAAAUGCUUAGAAGAAGUAUUAGACCCAAGUGUAGGAAAUUCCAAGCAUGUUCAAGAGGAGAUGCUCUUAGUCCUUAGAAUAGCACUUGUUUGCACUACCAAGCUUCCCAAGGACAGACCCUCCAUGAGAGAUGUCAUAACCAUGCUUGGAGAAGCAAAGCCUCGAAGGAAAAGCAGUAGCAACAACAAUGAUGCAUAUGCAACUAACAAAGACCAACCUGUCUUUAGUACCUCACCUGUAAAUGGUCUUCUAUAG